ACCGUUAGCGGCCUCCCUCCUCCUCCUCCUCCCCCUCCUCCCCCUCUCAGGCCCUCCUGCUCUCUGCCCGGCCGGGCUCUGCAGGCGGAUCCGGAUCAGCGCAGGCCGUCCGGUCGGUGUGUGUCGGCUCACGGAGCUGCAGGGAGAGAACCAGGCGGCAGGAUGUACGCUGAGUUCUGAGCACCGAGCGGCCCCGCGGGGAUCUGCGGCAGCAGGUGGGCGGUGUCUGUCUGCAGAUCACCUGAGAUCCGAGAGGCUCCUCGGCGCCGGCCCUCCCUGCCAUCCCUCCCGCCGCUGUGGGGUUUUAAAACAAUUCAGUUUGCCCGCCGUUGUCCAGUUUCGCAGGAUCUUUUAAUUGUCUGGGAAAAUGAGCGCCUACACCGUGUCCCUGCCCGGACCCGGACCCUGGGGCUUCAGGCUGCAGGGGGGGAAGGACUUCAACAUGCCGCUGACCAUCUCCAGGAUCACUCCGGGCAGCAAGGCGGCGCAGGGUAACCUGGUCCAGGGAGACAUCAUCGUGGCCAUCGAUGGCGUCAGCACCGAGGGGAUGACUCACCUGGAGGCCCAGAACAAGAUCAAGAUGGCCAACUACAACCUGGCACUCACCAUGAGCAAGUCGAAGCGUCCCGCCCCGAUGAUGACCCCGAGAAUCGAUGCCGGCGCUGUUCCCAUCAUCCCCCAUCAACAGGUUUUCUCCCCCGUUCCUCCCAAUGCCGGCUUCAGCCCCGCUGCCCUGGACACCGCCCUCUCCACCCACAAGCCCAUAGAGGUGAAGGGCCCCGGUGGCAAGGCCACCAUCAUCCACGCCCAGUACAACACGCCCAUCAGCAUGUACUCGCAGGACGCCAUCAUGGACGCCAUCGCAGGACAGACACAGGGGAAGGGGCACGAGGCUGGCCUGAAGCGCCAGUCAGCAGCUGGUUACAGCCUCCAGCACAGAGCUGCAGUUUCCAGUCAGUAUGGUCAGCCUCCUGCCAUGCAUCAGGCUCCACAAGCCCCGCCUCCACAGCACUAUCAGCCUAUCCCGCAGCAGUACCAGCAGCCCCCCACGCAGCAAAGUUCCAUUCAGAUCCCUGUUGGCUCCGCCCCUCCCAAGGUGGUCAGCACUGCUUGCAUCUACCCCUCCCACCCAGCUGCUGCUCCUGCUGCAGCUCCUGCUCCAGCUCCACCUCAGCACCGCCCUCCAGCUGCCGCUCCGGGCCCAGUCCCGGCCCCGGGCCCAGUCCCGGCUCCAGCUCCGGCCCCGGGCCCAGCUGCUCCUGCCUCCUCAAACAGACCCCCCUGGGUGGCUGACCCAAACUUCGCUGAUAAGUUCGACCCUGGUAAGAUGAGCACCACCACCAUGAAGGUGCCGCCGCUGCCCCAGGCCGCCCCUCCUCCACCGUCAUACAUCCCCAACCCCUCCCCUGCUGCUCCUGCAGCUCCCAGCCCCGCCCCCAUCACACCAAGCCCCGCCCCUUUCUCUCCUGUGGCGAGGGGUGUGGCCCAAAGGGCGGAGAGGUUUGCCGCCAGCAGCCGCACACCUCUGUGUGGGGCCUGCAACAGUGUCAUCAGGGGCCCCUUCCUGGUGGCCCUCGGUCGGUCCUGGCACCCCGAGGAGUUUAACUGUCACUACUGCCACAUGUCCCUGGCUGACGUCAGCUUCGUGGAGGAGCAAAACAGCGUCUACUGUGAGAACUGCUACGAGGAGUUCUUUGCUCCGACUUGCGCCCGCUGCAACACCAAGAUCAUGGGGGAAGUGAUGCACGCUCUGCGGCAGACGUGGCACACCACCUGCUUCGUGUGCGCAGCCUGCGGCAAAGCCUUCGGGAACAGCCUCUUCCACAUGGAGGACGGGGAGCCGUACUGCGAGAAAGAUUACGUCGCACUCUUCAGCACUAAGUGUCAUGGCUGCGACUUCCCCGUCGAAGCUGGCGAUAAGUUCAUCGAGGCUCUGGGCCACACCUGGCACGACACCUGCUUCGUCUGUGCGGUUUGCCACGUGAACCUCGAGGGCCAGCCUUUCUACUCCAAGAAAGACAAACCUCUGUGCAAGAAGCACGCUCACGCCAUCAACGUGUAGCCACGCCGCCGCCGCCGCCGCCGCCGCCCACCGCCAGCCGACAGACGACGACUUCUACAGACGAGUGUGAACAUGACGCUUUGGGCUGAGACUUUUCUGUUUGUGCGAUGAUGUUGAAAAGGGCGCCCCCUGGUGAUUCUGCCUCAGAGACCUGUCGUCCAUCCGACCACCUCAUUAUGUCCUCUGGUGUCUCUUGUCCCAGUGUCUUUCACAGGAUGUGACCGCUGGGCUGUUCAGGUCACAAAUGGAGUCUGCAGAUUUGAAACCAAAUCUGAUUUUUCUCUUAGCUUAUUCUGUCUUUAAGCGUUAAAUAACAAAGUAAAAUGUUUUCGGUUCAUUUUACGGUUCCACUUUGGUGUGAAAUUAUUAUUUAACUUCUUAAAGACACAAAAUAAGGAAACAGACUUUUUACCUGCAGGAUUUAAUGGAAUUUUUAUCGAUGCUACAAAAAAUGUCACUUUUAGUUUGGGGAUUUUUUUCUGUGAGAUUUUAAUUUGGAUUUUCUUUAGUUCAAAUGCAUUCAUUUAAGAUCAAGUGCUUAAACCCUGAAAACUAAUUAUUCCAGUGACACACUCAGGACUCCAUUGUGUCUGCACGGCUGUGGAGAGUCAUCGUCUUCAUCGUCUUCAUCGUCAUCAUCAUCAUCGCUGUCGUCGUCGUCAUGUGUUGCUGUCCUUGUGCCUGUUUUGAUUUUGACUUGUUUAGCUCUCUUGAAUGCUAUCUUACCUUUUCCUUCACUUCCUUCCUUCACUAAAAAACAUUUUAAUGGCGUUUGUUUCGGUGUAAAAUAUUUCACCUGCAGACACCAAAUCAGCUUCAGAGCCACAAACCGAACAGCGAAGCUUCACUUUUAUGUUUGAAAGUCACGAGAACUGUUUGAAUUUCCUGUUUUGUUUUUGUCUCUGCUGUCGCUCCCGGCCCAGUCCUGAAAGCAGUCCAGGCAGACGUGGUCCUGGUCUGGACUGACGUGGCCCGGCUGUGUGACUGCGGGCUGGACAGCAGAGCAGCGGCUUUUCUGAAGUGAGUCUAACACGAAUGUUUCCGAAAACGCAGACGCUCGGCGCCGGCAGGCGGGAAAACAACUCGAAGUGUACAGUGAAACUGAACGCAAGUUAGGCAUCAGAAAACUGGUUUAAAGGUAGUUACUGAACAGGUCUACCAGGUGCAGGACAGGACCAGAAUCCCUGCCUCAAAUAGCUGUUGGCCAGUGAGAACACUGAGACUCAAGCGACUACCAGGAGACCCAAAAUGAGCACAAAAACAUGAGACUCAAAGUGCUGAAAGUCUUUUCACGCCAACGUGCGGCGUGACUGCAGUAUCUCAGUGUACUGGGAGUUGUUUUCCAGGUGAACCUGCUCAGGUGAGGCUGCUGCAGGGUGGAGUGUAGCUACUAAUCGUGUUACUAUGCAACAAAUAACCGUGAAUUUAUUUAUUGCCUACUCUGACUGUGUGAUAUUUGUUUAAAAGCUAAUAUAUCAUCACUGCUGCGUUCAGUGUGCGUCUGAUUUUUGGCUGUUUGGUUUGUUUGUGGAUGUUUUGGCAGCACAAGACGUAUUGUGAGUGCUGGUGGAUUUUUUUUAAUGACUGUUAACGUUACGGUGAUGUUUUUCACUACGAGGACACUUAGAGGCUCCGUUCACACUGCAGGCCUUCAGACUUCAUAACUACUGCAGGAUGGUGUGAAGUCAACAUGUUGUCCCUCUUUGGGGCCAAUUAGUGCAACAGAAAUGGCCCUUUAUUGUUUUUUAUGGGCUGAGACACAAAAUUUACUUGUAAAACUUGUAACCUGUAAACCUGUGGCAACUUUUUGUCCAGCUGAAACAAGCUGCCUUCUGAGAGCAGAACUGGAGGUGUUUCCCAUUCACUUCAGUGCACACAGCAUAUUUUUAGCAGCAUCUGGUGGCCAUUAGAAGAACUGCAGCCUGACCCACGUCAGACUCGCUGCAGUGUGAGCACGUCCUGCGGUGUUGAAGCAUCGGAUCUGACGUGUCUGCAGCGUGAACUCGGACACACUGAGAGCAGGUCGGCUGUGCCUUUGGGCCGCUCUGCCACCCCGCUGAGGUCCGGCACGCAGUCGUGCUGCUGCUGCUGCUGUACAGUUUUUACUUUACAUAUUUUAUACGGUUUGUGUGUUUUUCUCAGAGUGAAUGUGUGCAUGCAGAACGUUUGUCACAGCAUGUCGGACGAGGCCGAAACAUUACUGAUGUCACAUUAUGACUGACGGCUGGAGAGAAGCUGAGGGAACGCGGGGACUGGAGGACAAUCAGCUGCUUUACUACGUUUGUUGAACAGGUUUUAAGUACUGGAAGAUUCUGUGUUGUGAGUUGAAUAAACUGAGCACUUUUUGUCUUUCA
Molecule: messenger RNA, 4416 nt
Organism: Scatophagus argus
Lineage: Eukaryota; Metazoa; Chordata; Actinopteri; Scatophagidae
Product: LIM domain-binding protein 3-like
Exons: 14
Coding region: 368-2062 (564 amino acids)
Biological process (GO): muscle structure development; actin cytoskeleton organization; heart development
Cellular component (GO): adherens junction; filamentous actin; stress fiber
Molecular function (GO): muscle alpha-actinin binding; actin binding
Source: RefSeq, a predicted model, not a curated record